Molecule: messenger RNA, 3330 nt
Organism: Alternaria rosae
Lineage: Eukaryota; Fungi; Ascomycota; Dothideomycetes; Pleosporales; Pleosporaceae
Exons: 2
Coding region: 432-3083 (883 amino acids)
Source: RefSeq, a predicted model, not a curated record
CCAAAGGAGCGAUAUGCGUGUGGAGAACGAACACCCAUGAAUUAGCAAACAGGAAUACAGGGGCCAUUUAACAAGCGAAAGAAUCACCAUCGUCGUCAGCAAUUGCCAGGUAGUGUUUCCUGCGGCACUCUGCGGCGCGGUCUUGGCGCUGCCCUUUGCGCGUUCCAUUCAUCGCUGCACUUACUUCCACCAAGACAAGUCAACUUUGGACAGUCGCCAACAGCACGCCCGACCCCUAGGCACCAUUUGCGCGUCACCGGAAGCCGUCUUGGACCCCGUCACGCGCCUCUUUAAAUUUCAGCAUCGCGCCUGCCGGUAUCGCGGACAGGGAAUGCUGUGAAGGAAACCGCCUAAGCACGACUCCGGCCGCCCUGAGCGCGUUCCAUCCCACGCCAUCACUCGCGCAUCGCCAACAGCACCCCAAAGUCACCAUGGCCGCCGCCAACGGCACCCUCACCCCGCCGUCGCUCCCCCAGGCGCCCAACUCGCCCGCUGCCGCCAAACGGAAACUCGCAGAGCGUCCUGCCAUUGCCGUCAAUGGCGCAUCCACGCCUGCACCGGGAGAGAGCGCCAAUGCCAGCGCACGCUCUCUGCAGGCAGUAUUAGGAGACAUACUGGCAGUUCUCAAGAGCUACGACACCAAACCCUCCAUCUUGUCGCAUCCCAUCACCUCGUCGAUUACGCGAUCAGCCUCUGGAGAAGCCGACUCGAAGCGCACCAAGCUGACCCCACCCAACGGCCCUGCCACCAUCAGCAACCUGAUACAAGACGGCUCCUACGACUCUCUGCACGCACUAGAGAAGGAUGUCGAGAGCGCUACCACCGAGAUUCUGGCAUCCAGCGGCCCAAGCGAUUCGUCGACAGCCCAUACAUCGCCUCAAGACACAGCGCUGCAAGGCAAAGUGCUUGCCUUCCAGACUGUCUUGAAAAACCUCGUGACUAGAGAAGAGACGCGCAAAGCAUCUGGCUCAGCAAAGCAAGUCAACGGCGAUGCCGACGCUUCAGCCUCAGGAGAGGAGAGCGCUCCGGUGCCGAUAAAGGAGGAAGAUCAAGACGCAGAGAUACCACAGAGCCGGACUGUUCUCACGCUCUAUGGAAGUGCACCGCCGAAACAGCUAUUCUCCAGUCUGCAGCAACCCCAGAAAAUAUCCCCCGCCCAUGGAAUAUCCACGCUCGACACCGCCGUCAAGGUGACUCUACCCUUGCGCGAGACGAACCUCCCCAACCUUAUUUCGACGACAGAGGUAUACCCCAUCUCAGAAUCAGAUAGCAAAAAGAAGGUCGCGACUAUUGGAGAGGUCUUCCGUGCGCCUGCCCACUUGCCACAAAUCAGUCCGCCCAAGUCUGCCCGACCAACAACAAGCAAAGGCAACAGCACCAUCACCUUUGCGCACCAGGAAGCUCCCAAACCUCGUCGCAAGGGCUCCCAGUCGCACGCGCAUCAGAACCUGUCUUCAGGCUUUUGGCUUGGAUAUGCCGGGGUAGAUAUGCCCAGAGACCAGACCUCACCAACAGCGAAGCAAAAGAGUAGACAACGGGCGUUGAGCAUGGGCGAGGCGCAGCAACCACCGUCCGAAGCGAUCCUUGUUGCAGUCCAACAAGCCAAGGAAGAUGCCUUGUUUCGCAGUGCUUACUCCAGCUUUGCGCCAACUCGGGAUGACAGCUCCGCAAUUAUUCCAGAGGAGACUAAGAACAUGGUAUGGUGGCAGAAGGUGGGUGAGAAGCGCUUCAACGAAAUGUUCCCAAUCGAUCCGGCUCUACUCGACCCUGAGCAGGCCAAGCAAACACUUACCAACGGGACCACCGAUGAGGAUGAACUAUUUAAAGAGGCCGUCGAGAACUUCACCCCGGUUCAAGGAGACGUGUUACCUGGAAUGGCAGAACAGACCGAGGAAGAGAAAGAUACCGAUGAGGUGCUCAAGGAGAUAUCGGAGCUUCUCGAGACACUGGCCUCGUACCAAAGGAUACGAAAUCUCUCCCUCACAACCAACCCACGUACUCCUGUUGUACAAAAUGCUUCACUCGCGACCCUGGCUGGCAGCCCAUCUACACCCUCGUCGGAAGAGUUUGACGUCUAUCAGAUACUAAAGUCACAGCUCACCUUGUUGAUCUCGCAGCUUCCGCCGUAUGCAGUCGCCAAACUCAAUGGGGACCAAAUGGACGAACUGAACAUUAGUCGAACGAUCCUCUUCGACACUAAAGAGUACAAGGGCGUCUUGGAGGAGGAUCAGCUAUCGAAACUUGCAAAGACACCAGGAAUGGCUGCUGCAACGCCGGCUACUCUGGCGCGAACGAGCUCUGGGACCAACGCGCAUUAUCCCGCAGCUGGGCACCAGUACAGCCGUCCAGCGCCGUCGGUGCCUCAGUCAGGCGCUCGUCCAGUGUACUCGCAACCACAGUCCCUCCACCGAUCAUCGUCGAUGCACCUACAACGCUCGCCUUCAGGUGCGGCGCAGACAUUCCAACCGGGUGGCGCGUCUUAUGCUCCCAACUCUCGGCCGGGGUACUCUGCAACCCCCUCGUACAACCAACAAACGCCGCGACCAAGCUAUGGAACCACUCCAUCUGGCCAAUACUUCCCGCAACGCUCCGCACAGCCAAGCAGCUACACGGGAGCUACUGGCUCACAGUACUAUAAUUCUACACCCGCACAGGGUCAGAACCGUUAUGCAUCACAGCAGAACCAAAGCAGCUUCUACCCUCGCUCACAAAAUGCGGCACCUAUGUACAAUGGCGCGCAACCACCGCCGCCACGGAAUGUGUCACCCAUGAAGGGCGCGCCCACGCCAUCGGCUUAUGGUACACGGCCAGCAUAUGGCACACCCGCGUCUGGAGGGCAGAUGCGCAGCACAUACUACGGUCCUUCCCAAUACGCGACUCCCCAGGCGCCUGCUGCCGCUGCUCCCUACAAUGGCGCAGGCGGCAACCCUCAGCAGAUGAUGCUUGAGAGACAACAAGCGCAGCAGGCACAAGCCCGGCUUGCGGCACAAAAUAGUUUUAGUAGCAGUAGGCAGGGGUCAGGGACGCCGCAACCUCCCAACGGCUCCAUAUAUGGCGCUAAUGGUGCCUCUAUGUCGACGUAGGGUGUUGUGAUGAGUGAGUAUGGAUUUGCAUGGUGUUCUGGAUACCAUAGAUCAGCUUCUGGCGUUUCGGGCAGUAGCAAUGAGAGGGAGGACUAUCAUUUCUGGACAUGUUCUUGUUUAGCAGCGGCAUUGUUGCCUUUGUAGACAACGCAUGUCACGUAGUUAAUUGGGCCAGCGUAUCAUAGUUGAACGGGCUCUCCUUUUUGAGCAAGCAACAGAUUUAUUGAAAAGGAGACCAUGUCGAGCA